Messenger RNA from Spodoptera exigua (beet armyworm), 672 nucleotides. NCBI's taxonomy places the organism in Eukaryota, Metazoa, Arthropoda, Insecta, Lepidoptera, Noctuidae. The record is from the annotation of a GenBank genome assembly.
AUGGGUCGGCUCGACCGGAGUGAUACCACGGCCUCACAGAAGACCGGCGUGAAACAACCUCAGCGUUGUGUUUCGCCGUUAUCGGAUAUCGGGCACAAUAUAAUCCAGGAUGCGUUCCUCAUUGCCGUGGAGGAGCAGGCGCGGCAGCGCUUGCAGCGGCUCUCAGCCCUCAAGCGGAUCACGCCUGUUGACAUGUCCAAACUCUCUGUAGAGCUAAACCGCAGAAAACGAACUCAGCCGGAAAACAGACAAGAGCUAAACGGCUACAUAGCGAACUCGACCGUUUACGUCACAUCGAUCAACGAGAACGGAGCGAUCGAGAGCAAGCCCACCAUAUCCUCUCCGAAAGCCCAACCCAAAUCCCUCCAGGCGAAGCCGGCCCCAGUCAUAGCUAACGGAAUCGACAAAAAGAAAGAGAAAGACAUAAUAAAAGAAGAAGAUAAAGUGGAACCGGAGAAACACGAAGGUGACGCGAGUGAAAAAGUUAAAGUGGUCUGUGAAAGUGAUAGUGGUGUGGUAGUGGAUAGGGAUAUUAGUGACGCGUAUAGUGUGGCUAGGGAGCACCUGAACAACGGCAGGAGCGAGAAACUGAUUGGGGAACAGCCUGACCAUAGGAUCAGGGCUACUGCCAUCGUCGAGAACAAUAAACUCGGACCAGGAGAAAAUCGGUGA